GAGUGCUGUAGCGGACAGCCGAGACCGCGGCCGCAAACAAGGCGCCCGGCCGCUGCGUGUUGUCCGCCCAAGAUGGAGUUCCUCCUGGGGAACCCGUUCAGUACCCCUGUGGGACAAUGUCUCGAAAAGGCAACAGAUGGCUCCCUGCAGAGUGAGGACUGGACAUUGAACAUGGAGAUCUGCGACAUCAUCAAUGAGACAGAGGAAGGGCCAAAGGAUGCCAUUCGAGCCCUGAAGAAGCGACUUAGUGGGAACCGGAACUAUAGAGAAGUGAUGCUGGCUCUGACGGUGCUGGAGACAUGUGUAAAGAACUGUGGUCACCGCUUCCACAUCCUCGUGGCCAACCGAGACUUCAUUGACAGUGUUCUGGUCAAAAUCAUCUCUUCUAAGAACAACCCUCCCACCAUUGUACAGGACAAAGUGCUUGCUCUGAUCCAGGCAUGGGCUGAUGCCUUUCGGAGCAGUCCAGACCUCACCGGUGUUGUGCACAUAUAUGAGGAGCUGAAGAGAAAGGGGGUUGAAUUUCCCAUGGCAGACUUGGACGCUCUAUCCCCCAUCCACACACCCCAGCGGAGUGUCCCGGAAGUGGAUCCAGCCGCAACCAUGCCCAGGUCCCAGUCGCAGCCCAGGACAAGUGCCAGCUCCUACUCCUCACCACCUCCUGUUUCCUGUGCCGCUCCACAGGCCCCAGCUCUGAGUGUGACUGGUCCCAUCACGGCCAAUUCAGAACAGAUUGCCAGACUUCGGAGUGAGCUGGACGUUGUUCGAGGAAACACAAAAGUCAUGUCUGAGAUGUUAACAGAAAUGGUCCCUGGGCAGGAGGAUUCAUCUGAUUUGGAGCUGCUGCAGGAGCUGAACAGGACCUGCCGGGCCAUGCAGCAUCGCAUCGUGGAGCUCAUCUCCCGCGUAUCCAACGAGGAGGUCACUGAGGAGUUACUACAUGUCAAUGAUGACCUCAACAAUGUCUUCCUCCGCUAUGAGAGGUUCGAGCGGUACAGGUCAGGCCGAUCAGUUCAGAAUGCCAGCAAUGGAGUACUGAAUGAAGUGACUGAAGACAACUUAAUAGACCUGGGCCCUGGCUCUCCUGCUGUGGUGAGCCCCAUGGUGGGGAGCACAGCAACCCCUUCUUCCCUUUCAUCCCAGCUUGCAGGCUUGGACUUGGGGACAGAGAGCGUCAGUGGCACCCUUAGUUCACUCCAGCAGUGUAAUCCUCGUGACGGCUUUGACAUGUUUGCCCAGACCAGAGGAAACUCCUUGGCUGAGCAGCGCAAGACGGUCACCUAUGAGGAUCCCCAGGCUGUUGGAGGACUUGCUUCUGCUCUAGACAGUCGGAAACAGAGCUCGGAAGUGAGAGGGAAAGGUGGGGACUCUGACCUGGAGCCCAUAGACAGCUGGCUCAUGACCCAAGGAAUGAUCCCCGUUGUGCAGCCCUCUGUCAUGGACGACAUUGAGGUGUGGCUCAGGACAGACCUGAAGGGCGAUGACCUGGAAGAGGGCGUCACUAGCGAAGAGUUUGAUAAGUUCCUGGAAGAAAGAGCCAAAGCUGCUGAAAUGGUUCCUGACCUCCCCUCACCCCCAGUGGAGGCCCCCUCGCCAGCCUCCAACCCUUCUGGUCGAAAGAAGCCAGAACGAUCUGAGGAUGCCCUCUUUGCCCUGUGAGCUGUUCUGUGGUUUGCCUUCCCCCAAUGGCAGGUCACUGUUGGCUCUCCAGUGGACACUGGGCACUGGCCACUCCCUCCCAGCCUCUCAGCCUGCACACCUGCGUCUCCAUAGAAAUAUCACUUUGUUUGUUCCCAGGACUCCCUUAGUCAGGACCAGCUUUCCUCACCUCCUUUUCUCUGAGUGGGGGGCACUGUAGCCAGAGGCCCUGCCCUCCUCUGCCUCCAUGGGCUCUCUUGGUCUUGGGACCUCACAGGAAGAGCCAGUGGCCCUGUCCUAGGCAGUGAAGCCUCUCAACACUGUUAUGGAGCAGAGCACCUGGACUUCAUUACCUUCCAUAGAGACAUAGGCAAAGCCCGGGCCCCGCCACAUGUGCCCUGCCUCUUCAUAGCUCAGUGGCUUCCCUCAGGCAUGCUGCUCCCCCGUGCCCCUCUCUUCCAGAAAGGGCUUUUUGUCACCACCUCUGGAAGAGCAGGGCUCAGUUGUACCCACAGGCUCAGCCUCCCUUCUUGAAUUGUGUGUCACCUUGUGGCACUCAAUGUGUUGGCACUUUAGAAGGCUCUGUGGGCUGCCCCACGUGGGAUUCCCUCACAUUCUGAACACUUUCUUCAUCAGUCAGCUGCCAGCCUUGUCUUCAUGCUCUGGCUGGGUCCAAGGGCCCCAGAAGGACCUGUGGCUCUUGGUGUAGGGAUAGCCAAGGGCAGCUGGAAGGGAGCAUGGAACCUGUAGACAAUGGCCACAUGGCACACUGAGUAGCUAGCACUACCAUAAACCAGUUGCUCCCUAUGUACACUGUAUACAUUCACACUCACACCUGUCCUUGUGUGGGUAUCCUCAUUGGGGAUGGCACAGGAGACACAGCUCUGGCAUGCUUGGGAAGGUGAUAUGGUUUGCUGUGUCUCACACCCAGGGUACUGGCCUGGCCUGCAGCAGCCUCCAUAGAGCAACUUCCAGGCCCAGCAACAGACAGCUGUAUGCCACACCUAAAGGUUCCAAGUGGCUAUAGCAACACUAGGCUUCUGCUGCCCUCCCUGGCAGGGGCUUUGGCCUACUCCCUGGGCUGUCCUUACAGCCUGAGCCCUCCCACCCCACCUGUCCCCCAGCUACCACUUUCAGUUUGAAGGUCGACAGCCUGGGGCUAAGCAAUUGGGGGCUGGUGAUGUCCACUCCUGUCUGAUGACCUUGAUGGUGCAUCUCCUAGCUUUGGGCAAGAAUUCAGAGUGCUAUUCACACCCUGGUCCAACUGACAGCCUCUUCUUCCCCCAAACUGCCAUUACCCAGAAAAACAAAAAUGCUACUGCAGCCAUGUCAACCCCCUCCCCCACAAACACACAAGUUUCUGGGCCAGCUUGCUGUCUCAUCUGGCAAUGGAAGGCACUGCCUAGGUCACCACUGGUUCCCUACCCACAGUGUGAUCAUCCCUUCCACCAUCAUCACUAGAGCCCCAGCCCCAGCGGGGAAAGGAAGCCAGGCUUUAUGUGUAAAGAGACCAGUGCCCGGCUUGGGGAAGCUCUUAGAACAAGAACUACAUCAAGGGCCAAAGGCAGGAAUGGUCCUACCCUGGGACCCCAUGCCCAGUUCAGCACUCCUCCAACAGUCUCUGGAGAGAGGGACUGCAAGCUGGCUGGGCCUAUCUGGCAGGGGCUGUCACACUGUUCUGCAAAGAUCAUCCAGAAAGUACUUUCUGGAGCUUGGCCAGUCUGCUUGCUGCCCAGCUCUCUCUGAGUAUCUGCCACACCUCCACCCCACCACAUCCUGGCCCUCUGCCAACCCAUGCCCCUCUGUCAGCAUCUCUUAAGAGCAGAGCCCCUGUGGCCAGCUUGUUAAGACCUCCAAAGGUAGACAGCAAGAGUUAAGUUGCAGAGGUGGUGGCUGGCAUAGCUCUGUGUAUCCAGAGACCUGACCCUCAUGCACAGUCUGGAGGGGCUGUCUGUGAGUGUCAGAACUUCCCUCUGCCAAUCUGCCAGAGCUGAGCCUGCAGGUGGUGGGCAGCCAGGCUAGCAUUCUCUGAGGGAAGAGGCAGCCUCCCUGCCUUGGACAGCACGGAGAGGAAGUGGGGCUCAUGCAGGGAGCAAGGCUGAGAUAGGGUCCUGCAUAGGGGUCACCAGCAAAACUGGUCUUAGUACUCAUGUCCAGAAGUGUCCCCACCCCCAACUCCAGCUGGUUAAUAUGGAGAGGCCUAGCUGCAGUUACUGGAGAACUCCUGUGGGUUGGCAGGAGGCCACUGGCCAUGCAGACAAGUGUCCCCUUCUGGCCUGGAACAGCCCCUCUGGUGGCUUUCAAUCACCUCUGCUCACUUCCUUGUCCAGCGGUAGCUUCCCUACCUGUAUGCUGAGGUGACACGUGCCCAAGGCCCACACUGGAAGCAAGUAUAGGUGCAGGUACCAUAAGGAGGCUCCGCCUAGCCCUUUUAGGUUGUACUACCCUGAGUCCUGUGGUUCCUUGCUACCAUCACCACUGCCUGGGGGCACAGUUCUCAGAUGUCCGCAUAGGGAAGAGAGCAGAGUCCUUUCUGAAAAACCGGACUCUUACAAGCCACCAGCCUCUACAAGUGUUAGAAAUCACAGAUACAGUAUGUACUUAAUUACACUAAAUUAUUGCUGGGAUUCCUUGUAAACACUAAUUAUACCUGAUUAUAGGUUAAAAUAUUUAUUUUGUCAAAAUAUUUUCUAAGGAAUGUGUUUAACCUUUUCUUAUUCAUUGUGUGUUAAGGUGUGACAACUAACUACUUCCUCCUGCCUACCUUUUUGGGCAAUGGGCAGCAGUGAAGAAAAGACACCACAUACAGUGGUCUCCUACUAGACUGCCACAAAGUGGUCCCUACCCAGGCCCCCAGCAGGUGAACUGUGGCCAGGCUGAGAGUGACCAACUUGCUUAUCAGUGCACAUGGAAACAGGGGUUUCAGAGCCAAAAGGGCUUGCUGGUCUGGGCCAUAGGGAAAGGUGACUGACUGUCCAUCUAUCCUGUCUUUCUGUCUGUCAGCCCCCCUUAAUAUGAGUGACUGUGCCUUGGCUCACUGCCCUUUCCCUCCCCACCUAGUGGUCCCCCGGCCUGUGCUACCACUGUAGCCCAUUAGGAGGUGAAAAUGUGUCACCCAGCAGCACUCCACAGCUGGGAGUAGGGUGCAGGGCUCGGAGUGGCCCAGGGACAGUGGGCUGCUGCCCUCCUCUUCCUUCCUGCUGCUGCAUCCCCAUGCUAGCCCUGUGACAAGCACUUUUCUGACUGAACUCAACCUUCUGGAUGGCUCAGGAUGGGCCAUGGAGCCUUCUUGGGGCCAAGACAACCUCAGUUGACUGAGUAAGAGCAGCGUGAAGGAACACUUGCUCCCAGCCCGGCCUCUGCCCCUUGCACUGCCAUGUGGGCUGUGUGGCCUCUCCCCCGUCUGCUGUUGGGAUGGCUAGGCUCUCCUUCCUUAUUCAGCCACAUAGGGACCCAGCCACCCCCAAAGGAACAUGUUUCCACUAGAAGACACUCCCCGUGGGCCCUUGGGGAGUGCCCAUCUCCCAACACCUCCUGCCCAUGGUAGGCCAGGCCUACCCAGUGGCCACCAGCCUGGGAACAGCUGUCACUUCUGUGUCAAGUCACGACCGUUCCUGCUGUGUUCCAAGCCUCUAGGCUCUCCUGGAGGCAGGGAUGGUAUUUAUUUCCUAAAGUUUGCACUUCAUUUGUGAGGGUUCUCAGGAUUGUAGGGGGCUAUUAAAAAGAGCAAUGUGUUGUGUUCAUUGUCUCCUCGCCCCAGAAGUCUGCUGUCCUUGUUACUGUCCUGUAUUUCUGUGAGCAGAGCCAGUUCUUGAGAGGCUCAGAGCGACACUGAAGCAUCCACCCACCCCACUGGCUCUCCUAGACACAGCCUCUCUAGUUUGGGUUCUUGCAUGUAAAGUACUCCACAGUAAAUAAAUAAUUGA
Messenger RNA from Castor canadensis (American beaver), 5564 nucleotides. It is a transcript of the gene Tom1l2, whose product is annotated as target of myb1 like 2 membrane trafficking protein. Gene Ontology annotation, cellular component: endosome; membrane. Gene Ontology annotation, biological process: signal transduction. NCBI's taxonomy places the organism in Eukaryota, Metazoa, Chordata, Mammalia, Rodentia, Castoridae. The record is from RefSeq and is a predicted model, not a curated record. Gene Ontology annotation, molecular function: phosphatidylinositol binding; clathrin binding; ubiquitin binding.